This is a messenger RNA of Schistosoma turkestanicum, 5279 nucleotides long. Lineage: Eukaryota; Metazoa; Platyhelminthes; Trematoda; Strigeidida; Schistosomatidae. The record is from the annotation of a GenBank genome assembly.
CGCGUUUUUAGGUACUUCGCGCUACACGCACCUGACCUUGCAGGCCAUCUCAACGUGUUAGGUUUUUACUCUUGGGUUUCAUUACAAAAUUAUGGAAGCCUGUGCAACUAUUAUGAAAGAAAACGUUGACUUGAGUUCACAACUGAAUGAGCAAGACUUUCCUGCCCUCCCAAAAGCGGGAUUAUCUCGUCCUGUCAAAGUUCUAGGUGCUUUAAUACCCUCUUACCAAGCCAAAACCACAGAAGUUUUGGAAAUACCUUUCGAGGAAAGGCGAUUCAUUGGUAACGAGAACGACCAUCUUUCAGCUGGUAGAAGAUAUAACGUUCAGAGCAAAAUCUGUAUGGAAAUUGCAAGAGACACAAAUGUCGAAAUGAAUUUAAACAGCUCCAAAAAUCAUAUUUUGACAGUUGUGAUCUCAGGAGAGCCAAGCAGAGUGGCUGAGGCGAAGAGAAGAGUCGUAGCUGAAUUGCAACAACAGGAAACUGUUCGAAUUCCUGUCCCUGUUGAGUGUCGGGGUUAUUUGAUUGGUCGGAAAGGGGAGCGAUUACAAGAACUCGAGUCAUCAACGAUGACACGGAUUAGCAUUCCACCUCACAAUGCUCUCGACCCCAAUGUCGUCGUUGUCACAGGUCCCAGAAGAGGGAUUUUAGAAGCAGAAAGUUUGAUUUAUGAAAUUGUUCGCAAGCAAUCCCAACAAGCAUUUGAACGGCUCUCGAUUCCGAAAAUUUAUCAUCCUUUUGUUUGUGGCCCGAACAACCAGGUUGUAAAUGAUCUGAAGUCUCGAACUGAUACUAAGAUCAACAUUCCUCCUCCAAAUGUAUCAGUUGAUGAAAUAACAGUUUCCGGCAAGCGCGAAGGUGUUGCACAAGCGGUCAAAGAAAUCCAGGCUAUAUAUAAUGAGCGACUUGAAACUACCAAGACAAUUACUGUUAAGGUUGCUAGGUCACAACAUCGUAUUAUAUUUGGUCAGCGCGGUUCUGGAAUCGCAGAUAUUUUAGCUCAAACUGGUGUUUCUGUCGAGUUGCCACUUGAUGAUGGGAAUGAGGAGAUUGUUUUACGAGGAAAACCUGAAGAUCUCGGACGUGCUCUUACAAUGGUUUAUGAACGGGCUCAAAGCACUAUGACAGAGGAAAUUGAGGCACCUAAUCGCUUCCAUAGACUUUUAAUUGGAAGAGGAGGUUCUAAAUUAACAGAAUUACUGGAAGGAUAUAAACGGGUUCAGGUAAAUUUUGGAGAUAACACCGAUAGAAUCUCUGUUGAAGGUCCUUGUGAAGAAGUUGAAGCUAUUGUUGAACGCCUAAAAAGUCGCUUAGCAGAACUACAAGCUACUGUUGCUAUGGCUACAGUGAAAGUGGAUCCCAAGUACUACAGACACAUAAUUGGCAAACAGGGAGCUACCAUUGGUCGUUUGCGUGACUAUAAAGUACGUGUUAGACUUCCUGAUUCGGAUCGAGGUGAUUCUUUCUCUGAUGAAAUAGUGAUAGAAGGGGAUCCAGCUGGAGUUGAAAAGGCCAAACUCGAAAUCCAGCAACUGGUGGAGAGACUGGAAAAUGAGAAAUGCAAAGAUGUGAUUAUUGAUCCACAUAUUCAAAAUUUGUUACGCUCAAGCGUGAAUGGAACUUUUCCUUAUAUUCGUACCAUUUACGAAACAUUCCCUCAAGUACGUAUUAUAUGGCCUGAGAAUGAGGCAAAUGAAUCCAUGUUUGAAGAGAAUCCAACUAAAAGUAUUGUUCAACUACGAGGUGAUCGUCAGCAAGUUGAUGCAGCAAGUGAAAAGUUAAACAAACUUAUUAAAUUAGUGAAAGAGGAAAACUAUAGACAAGAGAUACACAUUUUCAAAGAGAUACGAUCUAGUUUUCUUGGACGUGAAUAUCCAAGAGUGCGUAAAAUUCUUGAAGAUACACAAACACGUCUGCAAAAUCCUAAUGUUGGUUCUGAUCCUGAUAUUUUUACUGUAAUUGGACGAGAGGAAAAUGUACACAAGGCGAUUGAACAAUUAGAAGAAUUACAAAAGAAACUGGCUACUGUAAAAGAAGUAAUUGUCUCUAUACCAUCAGCAUUAACAACUAAAUUCGCUGGUGAUCAAGCACCAAGUUUACGAUCGAUUUGUGAACAAUGUGAAGGUGUCCAUAUAAGAUUUGCAAAUACUAAUAAACAUACUAAAGGACAAUCAAAUAAAUUAAGUCACAUUGAUAUCAUUUUACUUGGACCAGAAAAGGAAGUUGAUCAAGCACGUGAAUUAUUAGAUCAACUCAACGCAAAAGUAUCACAAUUAUGUGCUGAGGAAAUUGUUCAUGCCAAUCCUAGGUUUCAUGGUAUACUUAUAGGCCGACACGCAUCGAAUAUCGCGCAGUUUCGUCGACGACAUAAUGUGGAAUUGGUUUUUCCUGAUCGUUUUGAAUCUGAUCCAAAAUUAGCUUGUGAAAUUCGAAUAGUUGGUACUAAAUCGGCUGUCUCAGAAGCAAAACGUGAUUUAGAAACUGUGAUAAAAUCCUUGGAAGAUGAAGUAGAGAAAUCACUUCCAGUUGACCCAUCUAUAUUGAAAGAAAUCAACCAGUAUCGUCGUAAUUUCCCUAAUCCCGAUUUAGAAACUGUUCGUAUAAUAAUGCCCCGUCAAAAUAAUAAUUAUCUACAAUCCAAUACAGAAAAUUCAACAGAAGAUUCCCAUGAGCCUUUGUAUAUUAAAUUAAUUGGCUCUAAAGCUUGUGUUGAAACUGCAGCUCAAAUUUUCCAACAAAUUAUCAAAGAUAUACAAGAACAAAUAGUUCAAGAAUUUCCAUUUAAUGAUCCUAGUCAAAUUGCUGUGUUGGAGCGAAAUCGAUCGCAUCUACCGGAACUUGAACGAUUAUAUAAAGUACAGAUUAGAUUUAGUCGUUCAACUGAUAAUUUUGACUUGGACAAUUAUUCAACAUUCGAUGAAAGAAUAGCUAAUCAAUCAGAAUUUCAUCCUGUUUCUGGGAUUCUUGUGAUAACAGGAGUACAAGAACGUAUUAAUCAAGCAUUUGAAGAAGGCAUAAAACCUCUUUUACCAAUUGAAGAAACAUUCCCUAUUCCUCAGGAAUUUCAUCGUAAUUUAAUUGUUUCCACCACGGAUGCAACAGCUCGUGAACAAUCACGUCGUUCAUUACGUGGUAACAAUAAUAGUAAUAAUAGUAAUAAACGGAAUAAUACUACUAAUAAUAGUAAUGUUUCUGAUCAAGUAACAAAUACAACUACAGAAAAUUUAUCUAAAGCUAUGGAAAUUAGACAAAAGCAUUCUGUUAAUAUACGUCUACCACCUCAACAUGCUUCUGGUUCCGAUUAUAUCUUUUUACGUGGUACACCAAGCAAUGUAGCAGCAGCGAAAGGUGAACUCACUGAAUGGUUGCAACAAUGUGAAUUAAUAAAAGCGGAUAAAAUUGCACGAAGUUAUGAAGAUUAUGUUGAAUUUCCGCAUAGAUUUUUAUCAAUUAUUCUUGGUAUGCGAGUUGAUCUCUGCUCUAAGCAUAAUGUUGGCAUGCGUGUAGACACUAGUAUUAGUAGUAAUCCAGUAGUUGGGAAACCGUCAACAGUUCCGAAAAAUACAUCGACUAAUGACAAUACUACUGAAGUCAAUGAUGAUAUUACUUUUUGUGGUGUUUCAAAGCCUCCAGUUGAAGAAAACACUAAUGAUAAUAAUCAUGAUAGUAGUAAUCAUGAUGAAUCUUCAUUGACUGAACCAUCUAAAGAGAAACAAGCAAAAAUUAUUCUACGUGGUUAUCAAGAACAUGUAUCAGCAGCUAAAUCGGAACUGGAGAAUACGAUUAAUAAAUUAUUAGCUGAAGUCACUGAGAAUUUAUUCAUUCCUGUUGAGACACAUGCUCGACUAAUCGGUACUAGAGGUAAUGCUAUUCAAAAAGUUAUGCGAGACUACAAUGUACGUAUUGAAUUCCCUAAUAGACGAAAUAUCAAUAGCGCCAAUGAAGAUGGUAAUACAGUAUUAGUAACAGGUGCACCAGAAAAUGUUGAUCAAGCAUGUGAUUAUUUGAUUUCCAAAGCAAAUGAAUUUAUUGCACAAAGUGGAAUGUCUAAUGCAAGGCAACGAUUGUUUGAAGAAGAAAUUUAAUCAACAUUCAUUAUUAUAAUAUGCCUUGUGUGUGUGUGUACGUGUGUUUAUUUAUUGACAGUGCGAACUAUUUUAGUUUUUUGUGUUUUGUUUUGUAUACCCUGAAGGUGGAGUCGUUUUUUUAUUAUUAUUAUUGCACCCUCCUCUUUUUGUUUCUUGCCUUUCACUCAAUGAAUAAAUUGACUUCUGGGGGGACAGGAAUUAAAUUAUAAAACUAUAGAAGAAAAAAAAGUGUAUUGUGUGCCUUAAAUUUUUUUUAUAGAAAAAACAAACAUUUCUUAUUGUUGAUGAAGAAAAAAAUUGUUUUUUAUUUUCUUUUUCAAAAUAUCUACCAUUUAUAUUUAUAUUUGUGAAUGUGUGUUCGUUUGUUAGUAUUCUUUUCUUUAGCAUAGUCUUACUCCCUCCCUCUCUAUCUCCGUCCCACUUCCAAUUUCUCUAAUGUUUUUUUCUUUGAUGAAUAAAUACUCCGAUUAAUUUGUUCACUAUUCUCUAUGUGCUUGUGACCGAUCAUUAACACACUCUUCAUAGGAGGUUUUUCUUUCAUCGGUACUUUGACGAUAUUUAUCGAUAUAUAUUAUUUUCUUGUUGUCCAAACACCAUUUUCUUUUUUUUCAUCUGAUUAUGUGGUAUACGAUAGAGUAGUAUUUGAACAAAAUGCAAAUUAUUUCUUUUUUCUGUGAAUUUUUUUUUGUGAUUGUUAGUUUCUACAAGAAAAGAAAACAAACGAAAUAGUUGAUUCAUUGAUUAGCAACGUUUUUAUUGCUACAACUAGUACUACUACUGCUACUACUACUACUAGAUAACUAGAUGCAUGAAACAUAAAUCGGACAAAAACUUUUUUCCAUUCAUUAUGACUGAUAAUUGUCUGUUAACUUGGUCUGGUAAUUAUUGUCUGUUAGGGGUUUACAAAAAAAAUUAUCAAGCUAUUCUAUUCUAUUUCUUUUUUUUUCUUUUUUGAUAAACACUUCUUUUAAAAUCUUAAUUUAAACAAACAAACUAAACUAUUCAAUAGAAGAAGAAGAAGAAAGAAGCGGUAGAAAGUAAUAUAAAACAAAAGAAUGUGGAUGUUUUCUGUUCUUUGUCUUUUUUUCUCUGUCGUAUUUUAAACAAUAACAACAGCGAUUGAAAUGUCUGUCUGUCUGAUUAUUAAUAUUUGAUUGAAAAAAUUUUUUUUCCAAUAAAUAUUUUGCUGUGU